UCGACCAGGACGGAGAAGUCGACACUACACUGUCGCAGUGCAGUCUGAUAGCGGCCAGUAGUGCAGUGCAGGUGUUGUCGCUAACUCGUUGUAGUACCGAGCAGAUCGAUCGACUGACCGGAGUGGCGUUGUCGGAGUGUGAUCAGUUUAUCGAGUAAUAAUUUUGAAUUAAAAAACAAUUAAAUCAAUAUCGUUUGUGCCAACCACUACGUCGUGCCAAUCGGAAUCUUUUGAUCCUAAAAACCAUGAGCACCGUGGGUGGCCAACCGACGGCGGGGGCCAUCGUCAGUAAUGGAGUACAACAACCGACGGCCAGUUCGUACUAUCCGUAUGGGCUGACCGGGACCGAGGAACCGUACGAUAGCAGCUUUCACAUCUUUCCUCCGGAUUACUGCACAACACCGGAGUACGACUACCGGGCCGACCUCCUCGAUAGUAUGCGUAUGGCACCAUCGCAGCGCUCUCAACGAUUCCAUAUCAGCAACAUCCUGGAGCUCAACAACCAUCAGCAGCAGCAGCAGCAGCAGCAACAGUCCGAUGCAGUGAAAGAUCAACCGAUUUUAUCGACUCUUUCGGUGCCAUCUAGUAGCAGCAGCCUGCAGCAGCAGCAGCAUCAGCAUCAUCACCAGCAAGUGUUUCAUCCGUUUACCAUCUCGGAGCUGGAGACGCAGCCGCAUCCUCCGAAUGCCGUCGGCGGAUUAGAAGCCGGUCCUGCGAGCGGUCCUUACAGUGUCGCCUCUAGCACAACGGAAGAAUCAGCUGCUGCUACCGGUGUCGCUCAUUUACCUUACGGUGGCACCAUUCCGACGCACUUUCAAUCGGCCCUUAACCCGUCGGCUGCUGUCAGCUCCACGAUUCCGUAUGAUCCGCCACCGUACUAUUCGUACGCGGCACAUCACCAUUCCCUGUUUGCCGGUGGAUCGUCAACUGCUGCUGUUGCAACGGCCGGAAUAGGGGAGCCAACGAGUCGCUCCGCGUAUCCGUAUCACACCAGCAGCGUGAACUUUGAUUAUGUUCCUUCAGUGAUACAGCAUAGUAACAUCGUCGGGGAAACAAACAUCAGCCCGGAUACAACGUCACCCGGUCCGGAACUGUACUCGCUCGCCUCCUACAGCAACAUUCCACGGGUGGUCAACGAAGCGUCCGACCGAUUGGCUGCCUUAUCGGAACAAAAUUCCUCGCAAGAUGAUGGUACCGUGCUGGACACGGAGUGUUCGGUGGAUGCGAACAACAACAGCCAUGGGCGAUCGUGCGAUACCGAUCCACCGGACGAUCGGGAUGCAUCCUCGAGUCCGUCCGUUGGUCGCUCAAACGGUAGCCGUGGCCAACCGGGAGGUGGAAACGAGUCGGGAGGUGCUCCCACCGGUACCGGUGGUCACAAGAAGCGCAAACGUCGCAUCCUUUUUUCAAAGACACAAACGUUCGAACUGGAACGGCGCUUCAAGCAGGCUCGCUACCUGUCCGCACCGGAGCGCGAGCAUUUGGCCAGCGUGAUCAAUCUGACACCGACGCAGGUGAAAAUUUGGUUCCAAAACCAUCGCUACAAAACGAAACGAGCCCAGACGGAGAAGCACACGACCGCCACGGUUAUGGGUUACCACGGGCAAGGGUCUCUGGUAGCGCCGGCGGCACCCCCUGGUGGUAGCCCACCGAAGAAGAUCAACGUGCCGGUGCUGGUGCGCGAUGGAAAACCGUGCUCGGAUGUAAUGCAGCAUCAGCAACAGCAUCAUUAUCACCACCACCACCACCAGCAGCAGCAGCACCAGCACCCAUCUUCCGCGCACUUCCUCGCUAACGGUGGAGCACACGAAUCAUCGUACGGUUCGUCGCCUCGCUUGUGGUGACAUCCGGCAGCUUGGCUGAUGAGGAGACGCCAGAGGCCGUAAAAGGGCAUUGUGCAAUAUGCUGUAAACCAUGCUAUUGUUAGAAUAAACACGUUUUUUUU
Molecule: messenger RNA, 1945 nt
Organism: Anopheles aquasalis
Lineage: Eukaryota; Metazoa; Arthropoda; Insecta; Diptera; Culicidae
Product: homeobox protein vnd-like
Biological process (GO): cell differentiation; regulation of transcription by RNA polymerase II
Cellular component (GO): nucleus
Molecular function (GO): DNA-binding transcription factor activity, RNA polymerase II-specific; RNA polymerase II cis-regulatory region sequence-specific DNA binding
Source: RefSeq, a predicted model, not a curated record